Messenger RNA from Penaeus monodon (black tiger shrimp), 1255 nucleotides. RefSeq lists its product as uncharacterized. The record is from RefSeq and is a predicted model, not a curated record. The transcript has 3 exons. NCBI's taxonomy places the organism in Eukaryota, Metazoa, Arthropoda, Malacostraca, Decapoda, Penaeidae. Bases 184 to 783 code for a protein of 199 amino acids.
UUGUCGUUCAUUUUUAUGUCUUUGCUACAUUGAGGACUCAAUAGAAUAAUAGGAAUACAUCAUAUAUCUUUGGUGUAAUUAUUUUGUCUUGAAAGUAAAGUGUUGAUCAAUAUGAUAUCUUGAAAAGUAAGGACUGUAAUCUAACGGCGCGAAGUAAGCUCUUGGAGGAGGCUCGUCUGCGAGAUGGCUUCGACGGGGCUGGGAAGAGUUCUCUGUUGCAUUUCACGAUCUCGGGUCCAGCGAGCCAUUUUAUAUGUCGACAGGGCCACUCCCAACCAACACCACCUCCUCCACAAUGAGACCUUGGCUGCUCGUAGCCAUACACAAAAGAAUUUUAGAAAGCCACUGUCUGGGCCGUUGCAUCAGCCUCUGAGAAAUCAAGCUCAUCGUAGGAUCACUGACUGGAACCAAAAGAGAUCUGGGAUAGGCCAUUCCAGACUCCAUAUUGUGAUCAUCAAUCUCUCCUUAGGGGUCUUCAUGAUUUAUUUCAUGUGGCUUCGUGAGCCUAACGACAUCGAUGAGUACAUGAAUCGUCCUAUCUGGGAACGGCUGCCAGGCAUUGACCCUGAACGAGCAGAGCAGAUGAUGGAGAUGGACAGGAGGCUUGGAUUGCAGGUUGAUACUACGGGCCUUGAAAAAUACAAAAAAGAGUAUUAUGCGCAACAAGCUGAAAAAUUUGAGAAAGAGCAACAGGCGGAGAGGCGCCACAGGGAAUUGCGCGCGGCUUCACGGAACCAUUUUAAUAUGCUGCAGAAACGUGCCCAAAAGGAAGAUGAGGAGUAGACUCUGUCUCUCGUGCAGUCUAGUUUUUCAUUUAGAAUUUAAGAAAUUAAUGAUAACACUAGGUAUACAGCAGUGGACAUUUUGAAAUCAAUGUCAAGAGAUGAUAAACAUAUGCACACAAACACAAAUACUUGCAAAACAAUUCAGGUAGAAUUCCCACUUUCUCUCUAUUUUCUGUUCUUUUUUCUUUAUUUAGCAAUAUUUAUUUAUGUUGUUUUUUUUCACAUAUCUGUUGCUUCUCUUAUGUGGAGGAAAAUGACAACUUUGCAGUGAGUGCACUUAAAAACGAGAGAAAGACAGGGACAUAUUGAGACAGAGAUGCAUAUGAGAAGCAGAGAGGGUAAGAAAAUUGAUGUUUUACAUACAUUUCUCUACUUGAGUGUUCUUGUACAUGUACUAAAACUUUACUUUUGUUAACAAAUGUAUAUAUGCUCAGGAUAAUUGUAAAUUAUAAUAAAGACUCCCAAAGAAA